Messenger RNA from Carassius auratus (goldfish), 2912 nucleotides. Its product is annotated as transforming growth factor beta-1-like. The record is from RefSeq and is a predicted model, not a curated record. NCBI's taxonomy places the organism in Eukaryota, Metazoa, Chordata, Actinopteri, Cypriniformes, Cyprinidae. Gene Ontology annotation, molecular function: cytokine activity; growth factor activity; transforming growth factor beta receptor binding. Gene Ontology annotation, cellular component: extracellular region. The transcript has 7 exons. Gene Ontology annotation, biological process: transforming growth factor beta receptor signaling pathway; regulation of cell population proliferation. Bases 1598 to 2728 code for a protein of 376 amino acids.
UCAUUUCCUGGGCGGAGAGCUUUCGGCUCUAGUGAAGCAACGGCAACUUGAAAGAAGAGCGAGUGAGUGAGCUUGAGUGGGAGAGAGAAGUUAUUAGAACGUAAAACCAUUUUGUCACCAGCAAGCUCUGACAAGCGAUGAGAGGGAGUGUGUUACAAGAGGGAGCUAAUAAAAAGAGUGCUGCACGAGAGAGGAGGAGGGUCUGAAGGACUUUUUUUACUCCAGACUGAGGCCAAAAGGCAUAAAAGUGGACAAACUGAAGAGAACAAAGUCAAGCGGGGAAGGAAAAAAAGGACUUUUGCUGUCACUUCUGUGCUUCACACGUUUACUGCCUGGCUACUCUUGGACGGUUCAUUUGUUUCGCUCUUUUUGUUUACUCCUUCUGUCACUCGAGACUCGUGGGUUGGAUGUGGUUAGUUAGAUUUUCCUGACACAUUACAUCAUCGGGGCCAAAACGUCAGGGUUUUUUCUGAGAGGAUCUGUUUUCCUUUCAAUUCCUCUCCUCUGAAAUGUGUGUGAGUGUGUGUGUGUGUCAUGGUUGGGAGGGAAGGAGCGUGUUUGGUUAGCCGCUUGUCGUUAUAGUGGGAAAAGCUUGCUUGAAGAGAAAAUGAGGUUUUAGCCCUUAAAAAUCCAUCUACAAAACACUGUUACUUAUUUUUACUGAUGUCCUGUGAAGACGUUGCUCUGCUGUAGAGUUAACCAGUUUUGGGUGGUUUACGGAGCUUUGGAAACAACUCGUUUCACUAACACAAGGUUUGCAUUUGAAAUGAAGAACUUCCAAACUCUGCAAGUCACCGUUAGUGUUAUCUGAUUGCUCUGAAUGCUUCCGGGAAAUCUGUCUGACCAACAGGGGAAACCUAAUGUGGCAAAAGCAAACUUUUGAGGAAAUCUGAGCUGGACACGUUCCUUUUGUCUCAUUACGAAUGCCAGGAUGCAGCUGGAUGGGGUCUGGUUUAGUCAAAUAGUUAACAGGACUUCUUAAAGGUUCUUGUGCGAGAUGACAAACCAUCUGCUGGAGCAUCAAGACUAGAGAAGCAGCGAACAGAAAGGAAAGUUAGUGAGCAGACACGCUUACAGACGUGUCACUGACCUCCGCGUGUUUUCACAGCAGGAAUUAUCCAUUACUAGAGGAGAGAAAAAUAGACAGUCCAGAGACACAUUGACUUGUUUCUGCCAGCAGUGAGCCGACGAUAAAGCUGUGCCGGAGAGAAAAAAAGCUUGUGUUUGUGUGUGCAGGUGGGAGUUUCUUACUGAAAUGUAUGCUAAGAUACAUUUGUAAAAGUGCAUGUGGAGGCGUUCAGGUGUAGCCUAGUGAACGCAUGGUCUUUGUGUGCCUCAAAGCUUGUUUAGGUGGGGGAGUGCUUGCCCUGUUUGGCCAAACUGUGUUUGGACAGACCUCUGAAACAGGUGAGGUAUCCGAAAUUUACCUUAUUAGACAGGCAUCAGCUGUUCUCUUGGCUUCAUUAUUCAAAGUGCUUUCCAGAAUCAUCAUCAGGUAGCAUCACCUCCAUAAUAACAAGACUGCUGUGUCUGUUUGAUCCAAACGCUCUGCAUCACUCACAGACCCUAAAGACAGUUUACUCUCAGAUUUGGCAGCAUGAGGUUGCUUUGCUUGGUACUGACGGCCCUGUGCAUGGUGGCAAGAACAGGAGGUAUGUCCACUUGCAAAACUGUAGACCUGGAGGAAGUGAAGAAGAAACGGAUAGAGGCCAUCCGCGGUCAGAUCCUCAGCAAACUGCGCAUGGCCAAAGAGCCCAAAUCUGAGAUUGAUGAGGGACAGAAGAUCCCAGAUGACUUGCUUUCUUUGUACAACAGCACUGUUGAACUGAGCGAAGAAAUGAAGAUGAAGCCCGUAUCUGUGCAGACUGAAGAUGAAGACUACUUUGGAAAGGAGGUGCACAAGUUCACCAUCCAGCAAUCUCAGAAUGACACAAAGCAUCAGCUGAUUUUUAACGUGUCAGAGAUGAAAAAGAGUAUUCCAAAUCACCAGCUGCUGUCCCAAGCCGAGUUACGGCUUCGGAUUAAGAGCCCUACAAUGGACCAGGAGCAGAGGCUGGAGCUGUAUCGUGGAAUGGGCGAUCGGGCUCGAUAUCUGGGCACCCGCUUUAUCUCCAAGGACUUGUCCGAUCGCUGGAUCUCGUUUGACGUGAAACAGACCAUGAUAGAAUGGCUGCAGGGUUCAGAAGAGGAAGAACGUUUAGAGCUGAGGUUAUACUGUGGCUGUAAGACAGACCAGCAGAGUACUGAUAAAUUCCUCUUCACUAUAUCAGGACUAGAUAAGCAGAGAGGUGACACUGGUAAUCUCUCGGGGAUGAUGGCAAAGCCUUAUAUUCUGGCUUUAUCUUUGCCUACUAAUGGCAUCUCCCCUGCAUCCGCUCGCAAGAAACGAGCUGUUGGUGCUGAUGAAACUUGUGAUGAAAAAACCGAGACCUGCUGUAUGCGGAAGCUUUACAUUGACUUUCGGAAAGAUCUGGGUUGGAAGUGGAUUCACAAGCCCAGUGGAUACUUUGCCAACUACUGCAUGGGCUCCUGUACCUACAUCAGGAAUGCUGAGAACAAAUACUCUCAGAUAUUAGCCUUAUACAAACACCACAACCCUGGUGCAUCUGCUCAGCCAUGCUGCGUGCCUGCAGUCCUCGACCCUCUGCCCAUUAUGUUCUAUGUGGGCAGACAAAACAAGGUGGAGCAGUUGUCCAACAUGGUGGUGAGGAGCUGCAAGUGCAGUUAGAGUUCAUCUGACUGCACAGCAUUAUGUUAUCUUCAGAAUGUGCUCCAUGGCUUUAUCUCUCUCUGGACGAUGAGUUAGCAAAUGCAUGGAGAGAUGAUCAUAAAAUCUCAGUGGGAAAGAAAAUCAGGAGCUGAGGCAACUGACAGAGAAAAGACAUUCGGGCAAAAGUGGAGGCAAAUGGAAA